AUGCCUCUCCAGCAGAAUGACCAAGAGUGUUCAUCUGUGCAGGAGCCGAGUGCGGGGAGCGAGCUGGCCGCCAGCGGAGGAGCCAGCGUGUCCGCGGUGGUGGCGGCAGGGGGUGCCGUGGGGCCCCCCCAGCCGCCUCCGCCGCUGGCCCUCAAGGACGUGCAGUGUCCCAUCUGCCUCAAGGUGUUCAGCCGAAAGUUCUCUCUCGAGAUGCACUUCCUCAUCCACCAGGGACUCAAGCCCUACAAGUGCCAGUUCUGUGGCCGUUGUUUCCGCCAGAAGGGCACCCUCAUGCGCCACAAGGCCAUCCACAGUCAGACACCGUCGUACCGCUGCGGCCUGUGUGACAAGAGCUACCGCCAGAAAAAUGUGUUCCUGCACCACCUCCGCAACCGGCACAAGGUGUCCACGGACGUGCUCGACCGGCGGCGCUGCCACAUCAAGAACAACGCCGGCGGCGGCGUCAUGGAGGCAGUCCCUGCUGCGCCGCUGCCGCCACCCUCGUUGAGCUCGGUGUGCCUGCCCCCGCUGAGUCCGCCGGAGCCUCCGCCGGGCGAGGCCGCGCCGCCUGUGAUGUUGCGCAUCUCGGAGCGCCAGCAGGCCCUUCCGCCGUCCUCCGUCGUGUCCUCCAUGUGGCAAUGUCCCUUCUGUGCCUUCGAGAGCGCCCACGACCCCGAGGUCUGCCGCUCGCACCUGCUCCAGCACGUGGGGGAGCCAGCCGACUGCCCGCUUUGUCCCCGGCAGCUCGCGUCGCCCCAGGAGCUGGCGGCGCAUCUGCGUGACUUCCAUGAGAGUGCGGGAUUGCCCUUUUUCGGGACUCGACCUCCACGCUGCCCCCGUGGGCAAAGCCGUCCUCCGGAUGUGACCUUCACCUGCAUUCCGUGCCAGAUGGAGUUCAGCAACGAAGAGGACUUUGAGUGGCACGUGCGCACGCACGUGCAGAGCGUUCUUUCCGAGCCACCCGUAGCAGCGCCGAGGGCUGCCCUGCCACCCGCCACCUCCGCGAGCGAGGGACCUCUCGACCUAACCGAGGCACGACCGGCAGCAGCACCGCCUCCUUCCGCCCCACCGCCCAUCAAGUCGGAGGCCGAGACAUCGCGCGGCUUUUCGUCUCCACCGCGGUUGGCAUACAAGCUGCAGCCGCCACAGCAACCGCAGGUGCCGCGGCAGCAGCAGCGCCGUCAGCUCCUGUGCGUCGAGUGUGGGAAGCUGUUUGGUUCCAAGGCACUGUACCGGUACCACGCACAACUGCACCUGGAUGUCCAGGGUGUAACGUUCAGGUGCCCACAGUGCCGGCGGCGGUUCUCCCGCAAGGGCGAGCUGCUGGCGCACACGCGACAGCGUCACCUGCGGCGCCUGCCGUGUCCUCGGUGCGGCCGCCAGUUCAGCUACCGGUGCUUGCAGCGGGCACACGUGGCCCGGUGCCAGGGUCCGCCACCACUCUGUCUGCCCGUGGUAGACGUGCAGGCCGCACGUGGUGCCCUCGGCGCCAGCCUCCUUGGUGUCAUCCCUCUAGUUGCACCCGACGGGCAGGAGGCCAGCCCGCUGCUGGGAGUCCCCGUAUUGGCGCCGGACUGCCUGCCGCUCAAGAGCCGGCUCAACGGACUGCACAUCUCGGCACGCAUCGGGCUCUAGUCUUCCGCCAGCUCCCCCCCACUGCUGGAGUACAAAAAAAAAGGGCCUCCACUAGGGAGAAAGAACAGACAGAAAUGGGGUGACAAAAAACUCAUUGCUGGCAUAAAUGUUUGCAGGUGACCAGAUAACGUCGCAAAGAAAAAAAAAAGAAAUGAGUAAGAAACAGGGCAGGAGAACAUGGACUGAUGGCAUCCAAAGAUGUCGCAGAACUAGAACUGUGUGUAUCACAACAAGGUUACUAUGCACUGCUGCCUCCUGGUGGUACAGACACGCAUUCAGUUUCGUCGCUCGGAAUGUCACUCAUGUUGUAUGAACAGAAGGGGGAGCAUAUGGGACUCAAGCUGCCAGCCUUUCUGGCAUGACUCACCACCCCAUCAUACCACCAGGCAGUGUCACCUUGUGACACACAUCGGGAGCGUUUGCAGUCGUUAUCUGUUCGAGCUAAAAAGCGGGAGUUUCUUCUCACCUCAUUCUGUUCUUGCUUCGUGGUCUCCGCCAAAGACUCCCACUGGGGGCCUCGUGCCAAAGGCGUCUUCCAUCCUGCCCCCCCAUCAUAGCGCCCGUCCAGAAAAAAAAAUGAGAGAGCAAUAACCGCCAUGGCAUGCUCGAGGACGCCACUCGUCCCGGUGAAAAUGAGUUUGCUGGUUCCCGCCCUGCUCUACCUCAUUGUCUCGUAGCUCUAAACUGCUGUGAAGCAGAUGACACAGAACGCAGCGGGCUACGUGAAAGCAGGGACAGGAACCUCCCGUGUAGAUCGGCCUUGCCAGGUCUUUCGAUUGUCGCCUGCUCGCAUUGGUACCUCUUCAAGGGGCAGUGCAGGGCACUGUUGCUGGCUGUUUAGUACCAGGCUGUAAAAGACGGGAAGUAACAUAAUGCGCGAGGGUGUGGCCAAAUAAUGGUGAAUUGAGACAUGACCACAAUUUUAACCCUUUCGGGAGUAGUUUGGUCCCCCAACAAUCAUUUAUGUGGUCUUUACCAUUGCUUUUCUAUUGGGAAUACCGCUGCAUGCUGAUUGUUCUACUCUCCAAUUGUGUCCAGAAAGGUACAGGUCGUGCAGUGUCAGCUUUAAGAAAGGUCACACAAGAUGGCUGUUGUUGAGGCAGAAAAAAAGACAUCGCAAAUACACGCAAACCUCAAUAUAACGAACACAAAUAUAAUGAGAUGUUGGUUAUAACAAAGUAAAUGAAAAAUAGUCGUGCAAUAGGUACACUGGUAGGAAUAACCUUUAUAAAUAAUUUUUGGAUAUAACAAAUAUAUUUUUUUGAAAGAGUCAACUUUGUUAUAACGAGGUUUUGGUGUAUACCCUUUUUCUUUAGAGUGUAGCUUUGUGACAGGCUCCUUCACGCUAAACUUUCACACAGAAGGUAACAUAUAGCUGUAAGUUAAGUUAAACGUCACAUUUAUGUGAAAGACAUUCCGGAUCAAGUUCAAACUGCACGCAUAUAUUAAGAUGCAACGAAAGGUAGAUGGGAUCUGAUACUUUACCUAUGAAGAAAAAUAACAGAUGUAGUGGCUUUUCUGCUGUAGGUCUAUCGAGAUUUUUCAGGUGGCAAGAGAGGCAUUAAAAUUAAUACCCUGUAGUAUGAUAUUUGGGCUAACUGAUGUAAAGUCAUCUGUCUACCUGGCUUUGGGGUGGUAAUGGCAGACGGUGGUGACAGAAGUAGCAGAGUAGAAAUAUGCGAAGAUUGCUGGUUCUACAUUAGCUGCAUCCUGCGUUGCUUUGGCCAGCUUCAACUUUAAUGGUAUGAACUGUUUGGUUUUAUGCGCAUACCGUACAUCUCUCUUUUUUUGGAUGCUUGUAGUCUGCAUCACCCGUGAAAUUCACCUAACCACUUCAGCUCAUUGGCAGCAGAGUGGUGGUGAUCGGUAUUUUCCAACAGUGUGCAGGGCUGUGUUAGUGGACAAUUUUCUAUACCUUGUUGAAUUUAUUUGGAUGUAACUUAAAGUAAAUUAUUCAGCUUGCACUGAUCCUUUGUUUCUCGUUACAUGAUGAUGUUUUUUAAAGCACCAACUGGCACAUUGGAACAAAAUCUUAAAAAUGAGUACUUUUACUGCAUUUUGUUACCACCACUAAAACUUUUGCCAGUGCACAUGCCUCGAAUUCAGAAGAGUUGUGUGGCAGUAUAGUUCUUUUUGAGCCGUGUGGGCACAAAAUCACGAGGCGCCGGAAUUCAAAUCAGUUUCUACAUGGUACUUAAGUCUCGGAGGCCACUGGUAUUUUAUUGAAAAUUUUCCUUUGGCAACCACUGGUACUUCUCCGAAUAUCGUAAGUGGUCAGGUUCUGUGCUUGUGAAAUGAUUGUCGUCAUCCGUGAUUGGCAAGUAUGACUGAAUUUCAAAUUGUCAGACUUUCUGCCUAACUUAGUGACGCUUGUGCACCAACUAGCCCGACAUUGUAGUUUCCUGAAGCUUAAAGUAAGCUAAUUGCUGGAAGAGCAAGCUAAUGUUGUGGCACGAAGUAUAGAGCAUGAAGUAAACGACGUCCAUAUCAAUCAUUACAGUAGAUUCGUCAGCUCUGGUUCGUUCGGAGUCGUCAUUAUCAACUUAUGUUCUCUGCAAGGUGUAGUUUUUAGCAGAGAUAUCUACUAUUCCUGUCUUGUACUGGCCGGUUCCGUCCCGCACCUGCAAAUUUGCUAAUUUCACCAUGUUAAGCUGCUCUCUGCCAUUGUUGGCUUUGCUGUCGUCAUUUUUCGUGGCACCCAUCAUAGGCCAUCAAUUGCAUGGCUUGCCCAGCUCCAUUUCUGUGUUAAUGUCUGCUGAAAUGUAGGCCAUUCUUAUUACUUUUCAUUUUUUUCUGCAAUAGCCAACACUGUAUUGCUCUCAUUAACGUUCAGCCAAAUGUUCGUUGCACUAUAGCCUGGCAUCUCAAGUUUCGGCUCCUUAUUCUGGUAUAUUCUUAGAACGCAAUGAGUGUGUGCUUUUCUUUUCGAACACUGCAUGGAACAUAUGGUUGGUGCUAUUUUCGUGAAACCUUCCAACCCAUUUUCAUUUUAUUAAAAGCAUCUUUCUGACAAUAUUCGGGUGUUGAAAGCGUAGGCUCGCCAAAAGAGGAAGGCAGAUGCUGUUCAUGUUGUGAAUGCAUCAUUGUUUUCUGGUGUUGCUAUAGUUCACUGCAAACAGAGAUGCGUUUGAUUGCUGAUUUUGGUUGCAAAACAUGAACGUCCCGAAAAAUUUUGUCAGAUAUUCGGAUGUUGGUAGUUAGCCAAAGAUAAUAUCUUAGUCAGAAAAGAAAACUUUCAUAUUUCAAUAUGCCCAGUGUUCACAUUACAGAGGAAAAGUGCUUGCACUUUCAACAAAAGCCAACUGGUUCAGCUCUCUUACAAAUUAUGGACAAGCAUGUCACGCUGUUUUCGUCAGAGAGUUAUUUUUACGUUGCAAAUGACUAGUGUAUUUCAAAAUGCUCUAGUGUUAGUUGGACUUCUUAGCUAAGUUGGUUCAUGUUUUCUGCAGUAAGUUAAGCGUGAAGGAAGAAGGCAGCCAUACCGACAAAGAGAUAUGUAAUGAGGAGUUACCAAAAAACAGUUGCCAUUUAACCCAAGUCCUUUCGUAUGUUUGAUUAUUUGCUUCAAGCUAAACUUCACGUAAAAAAGAACAUCCACACAAAACUUGUGACCCAGGCAUGUUAGAACAGUGUUCUCGCAGACAGAGUUAAAAAAAAACAGCUUAAAAGUAUAAUGGAUAUUACGCAAUACCCGUCCAUUGGUCUCUUCAACUGUCUCAUGUGAUUGUUGUGCUAACGCGAAAUUUGGGACUGGAAAACAAUAACAGCAAGCAUAUGUUGACGUACGAGUCUUUUCGAAUCUUAACGGCGCGAGCGUGCAACUUUGCAGCCUGAGUGCACACGCCUCGCUGGUCUCUUCUUGUGCACCCGCUGCUUAGAAGGUAGUUCGAGACGAGAUCGCGCAUUACCAGUGGCGCUAGCAAUCGCACCAUGCCCCCCACUGCCUCUUGCGCCGAACUCGAGUGGCGUCCUAGCGCGCCGCGGCCAACGAUUUUUUUUUGUGACUGCUUUCUUACGUUGCACGAACUGGAGAAUCUCCUCAGAGAACAAAUUAUGUGUUUUUUUUUUCGUUUAUUUUGUAUGUCUCCUUUUGCUGCUUGUGUGCCUAUGCACGCGUGGCAUUGCAAAAGGGAGAGAAAGGAAAUUUUUUGGAGGGGCAUUAUUUAUUUCGCACACUCCUCAAGUGUCUUUAUGUCGUGCAGGUUUCAACAUCCUGUGGACAAUAAAUAUAUUUAUAUAUAUAGAUAGAUAUUAAGAGAGGGGGCAAAAAGAAGCCAUCCCAUCUUCCCCUCGUUGGAUUGGCACCAUAUGCUUUCCCAUUUGGCCUACCAGGGAGGUCACAUUCAUCAUCGCCAGGCCCCAAAAUUUAGUGCUUGUAUCACACUUUUCAAGCUGUUGGUUUUAUUAUUUUGUUGUUGAAAUGGUGCCGCCGCACUUCUACGUGCUGUCCAGUGUUUUGGGCCUGCACCUUGGGGGGGAGCACUUGCACAAACCAGGCCGGUGUGUAGUAAUGGACUUGUCUUUGACUGUUUCCGGUUAACAAAGUUUUUGUGGCGCAACGAAGCAUACUCGGUCCGACCGGGGAUUGUUUGGUUAUGCAUAAUUGUUUUGUUUGGCUUGUGUUUUUUUUAAUGCUUUUCUUUCUAUAGGCACAGGCCAAGUUUAACAAGCCUUUUUUUUUUUUUGUAGCAAUGAACCUUUUUUUUUUUUUUGGACAUCUUUGCACGCCGUUAUGCCACUUUACAUUGUGCUGCGCUUGGUGCUGUCGACGUGUUUCGGCAGUGCACGAACGGUGCUGGCUGGGAGGGGGAUACCGCCUCCCCUUCCGAGCCGUGGUCGCUUGUUGCAAGGAGUUUGGGCUGUACAGAGCGCGAGUUUGUCGUCUGCGAGGUUGUGUGUUGUCGCCGCCGGUACUUGCUUGGGUGUUUUGGCUCUGAUCGUUGUGAGGGAGUGUUUUCAGCGAAAGCGCCUGAAUAGGAGUUACAACCUGUACGUGACUUGCGUGAGACUGCAGUUUGCAGGCAUUGUAGGUGUUGUCAUUGAAAGACGCGUGACGCAGGCAUGACCCAGUUCGUGAAGUUCUUGUUUAUUUGCGAGAACGACUUGCCAUCGACUGGCGCAUUCAAUUGCCUGGAAUUGAUUGGGGCUAUUGGCUAUGUCUCAAAAGGUAGUUUUCUCUAACUGCUGUUCGCAGAACUCUUGAUUCAUACUAGAGGUGUUGUUUGUCGACGAACGUAUUCGCAGGUGCAUAAUUCUUACACGAUUGAUACAGCGCUAAGAAUGAAGAAGUAAAAAACAGCGUACAAAAGGAGUGCAAAGUUCAUCCUGACAAUUGUUUUAAUCAUCGCAUUGUGAACUGUUCUUGGCAGUCGUUCACUGCAAAAUGCCUUCACGAAUCUGGGCUGGCCUGUGUUGCCAAUGUGGAUGGCAGAUAGACGUAGCACAAUGUAUAAGCUUGCAUUCACAUGCUUUUAUAAUUGCUUGCAAAUUAAUCGAUCAAGUGAUUCUGUGAUGCACAAGCGACGAGUUGUUAUUGACCCAAUGUUUAGUAUAGUUCCUCCAGAGGCCUCCUGAAUUAAUGGGAGGUAAUUUCAAAGCACUGACGCAGAAAGGCUGAAAAAAAAAAAAAGGUUGAUUUUUUUUUUUUCUGAGCUCAGGUAUCUUGAAAGGCUUGAUGCCGACUAUUCCACCUUUGUUUUUCUUAUUUCACUUUGUUUUUCUUUAUACAUCGGCUUGAUUUGACUAGGGUCAAAAGACGUUUUUCUUUAGAGACAGUACAGGUUACCUGUACGUUUUGUGCAUCACAUCGUCACCGCAUCAGACAGCUGCCCAUCCAUUCUGCAAGAGGGGUCGGGCAGCUCAUUGAGGGCAGAGACAUCACGAUUUUACCUUGCUCAGUUUUCCAGAAGUACACAUGUAAUUAUUAGUUAAAUAAUGGUUCAAGUUAACCAUGCAACAUGUUCAUUCUAAGAGUGGUCUUCAGUUCACAAGUUGACUUGUGUAAUGUAACUAGGGUGAAGUGCAUAGAAGACAGCAUGCGCAUAAAUUAUUAUAGUAUAUGCCCAGAACUUACAGUAGCAUGCAUGCAAAUUUACGGUCUCUCACGCACAGAUAUCUGACCGUGCAUACGCAAUAUGUGUGCAUGUUUGAGCAGGUGUACGUGCACACUUAUUGUGCACAUGUGCAGAUACAUCUCCGAUGAGGGUACAAUGUGUUCAUUGUCAAUGGUACAAGCCUAUUUCAUGCGGUUUGCAAGAAAGUUGUAUCUCUGCAAAGUUCGAGAAUGCAGCCAUUUUCACAUGAAACACUUGCAACGGCCACAUAUGCACUAAUGCAGACUACAACACGGAAAUUUCACCUAUGUGUGCAGGCUUCACAAGCAUUUGUUCCCUUCGUAGAGCCUGCUCUUCAAAAAAUUUUGACAAACUGGAAUCCUUGACGCUGGAGGAGGGAGCUAAGUGAAGUAUGUGUUCUGCGUAAAUUACUCCAGAGCAAACAUCAAUGUCAGUGUCUGUCAAAAAAAAAAGUAGAUUGAUCAUUGUUAACACCUGUCAUUAGUUAUGAAAACCAAAUCCACUCGGCAGAAGCAUCGUAACAAAAAGGAGGCUUACUCCAGUGGACGGUUGCGAAUCUUGUCUUACAGCUAAUGUUUGCCGGUUGUUCUUUGCGUCGUUCGCAGCCAACUAAGAGCUGAAAUCCUGAUGUCUCUGUCCCGUCACGUGUGCUUUGCAAGGUACAAACAAAAUGGGGCCUCAGCACGUUUCGUGGGCUAAGACAAUGCCUUUCAGUGUCAGGCCGGCAUGAGGGCUCAUCAUUUUAUUUUCAUGCCCAACAUGCAAAAGGGCAGUUAGACGAAGGGUAGUAGCACAAGCCCAGACAAGGCGAGCGAGUCGCAUGUACCCUGGAAUUCAGAGCAUUAUUUUUUACUUCGCGUCAUCACUAAGGUCUGCGCUACGUGCUCGACAGUUGAGUUGAUCAUGUUGUAUGGAGAUACAUGCAACCAAACUUUCAUUAUUAUCACCACGAACUGCAUGUCAUCAUGCCAUCCUGAAUCGUAUUGCACCUUAUGAAAAAUAUAGUGACUUCAUGUUCGUUCUUCUAUUUUUUUUUUUUUAGCUUCUGAGGCAUCUGUAUUCCUGACUUCAUUUUUAUGAUCGAGGUUUUAGUCAACGCAACACCCAGAAUUAUGGCUUAUUGAAGUGAGUGAGUGGAUCCUAUUUACAAUGCUGCAUUUUUAAUUAAGCCGAAUGUGCUGGAUGAGUUGGCUUUGUUUGUUUCAAGGAGGUAUGAAAAAAAAUUGCUAGAGUAGAAAAUAUUACUCAAGAGUGAAGCCAUGCCAUCUAAAACAUGGCAUUGCAGCCACUAUCUUGUUAAGGGCAUAAUAAACUCGGCAUUCAACAAAGGGGGAGCGUUUUCCUUGCACGCCCGAUGAGUUUAACUUUUCCGUGGCAACUUUUUCGCUCAGAGUUUGUCUUUGUGUCCCUAGUGUUCCUUAGUAAGCCUAGAAGUUUUGGCAAAUUUUAUUCGAAAUCAAGUCACCAAUACACAUCUUAAUGUGUUGCUUUCGUUGGGAACAACUUUCUUUUAUUCUAUGAGUAAUGUGGCACAGAAAUAAAGUAGAUCACCAUUAAAAGGGAGUAUGAUUUCCAAUAUCUUUGGAGCGUGAAAGCUGGCUUCACUGUUGCCGUCAAAGCUUUGCGAGAGUGUCCACUCCAAAAUUUUAUUUGAUUUAACCUUACAAAGCGACCAAAGUUUUGAAACAUGCUGUAUUGGAGGUUUCCGCAUAACAAGCUGGGUUUCUUUAACUUGAACCGGCAUUGCACAGCACAGAAGUCUCUAGCAUUUCGCCUCCAUUGAAAUGUGGGUUGAAUCGGUGGCUUUUGGGUCAGCAGCUGAGCACCGUUACCUAUGAGCAAGCCACCGGAGCAGCUCAUUUAAAGAUUAGACAAACCUAUAUCCAAAGAAGGCCGAGUUUCCGUUAAAGUUUUGCUACACAAAUGAAGAUCUUGGCUAGUCCAGGUUUGCUGGAAAUCACUGUUUGCAAAUGUUGAAAUGUGUUGAGUCCAAUGAUAGGUCUGAUCUGAAGACAGCAUUUUUUGUUGCGUUCCGCUGGAGAGCUUGUUUUCCCACUUGUUGAUUUAAUUUGUAUGCUUCACUCCAACUCAUUCCCCGUUUUUCGAAGCAGCAUUGAAGCUUAGUUUGUAGCCAUAACUGGGGGUCCACUUUGGGAGGUAGAGCUCGUCGCUAUAUAGGGCUUACGGAUAUGUUGAGGCACAAUGUACUUUCAUUUCAUUUACAAGACAGCUGCAUUUGCUGUGCUGUAAACUUACAUUUUUUUUUUUUUUUUGCAGCUCAAGUUUUGCUCUGCGAUUCAGGUCGCAACCCUUGACGACAGUCGGGAGUUAGCCUCUUGACCUCCUUUCCUCGUAGAUAUUAGGAAACCACAAUCUGGUGUUGUCUCUUGUUGCAUCUCUCUUAGCGUUGGAAAGCCGAGAAAAUUUAGUGAUAGAUUAGCUUUCUGGCUUUAGGUUCAUAGAGGGAGGUUGUUAAGAUUAAUGCUUUGUACUGAUGUCACUGACUGAGCUGUCUUUUUCUCACUAGAAUUCUUAAGUCAGCUUGCAGGACCUUUCAAAUAGCCUGUGCUGCUGUGUGGGCAAUGUGUACAGGUCCAGCUUUGAAUUCUUUACCUCCCCAGCAAUCUGAGGCUAGAAUUUUCAGUUUAAUCAGACUGUGGUAGCAAUUAUCAAAUAGAUUUUCUUUAAAUACAUACCUGCUUUAGGCAAUGCCUAUGCGUGAGGCAUAAGUUUUAAGACUCUGAGCCAAAGAAUUACUACGAAAGAAAGGUCAUGCUUUUUCGCUUGCGCUUUGACACUUGCCUUGACUAGCAGGUGCCAAAGGUUUUUAUCAGCAGAGUGAUCCACCAUAGCUUAAGAAUUAUCUUCUGCGUAGUCUUCCAUGGACGAGGUUCGCUCAGCUUGUACUUAUCUGUGCCUUUGUUAGAUGACAGAAUGACCAUAUAAAUAAAGAUAUUUAAUUUUAUUGAUUUAAAUGAAUUAUAUUACUAAGCAGCAUGUGUAUCGCGUGCAACGUGACAGGAGAAAAACGAUUUGCUCUUGAAGGAAUAGCUGGAAAAGCGUUCCUCGUUUCCGUUCUGAGACUUAGUCAGCCACACUAAGCUUUACACCUUGUACCUGCAAUUAAUAAUGAAUAUUUUACCGGAUUAUAGUUGUAAAAUAAUUAUAUUUGAAGUAUUUUAUAGUGAGGUUUGUUAGUUAUUUAAGCAAUGCCAGUCAUAAAUCUCCACUUGUCUGUGCUUGCUCUAGUGCUAGAAAGUUUACAUUUGGAUUCAGCGCAACUUGCGCAGCAUAGUUGAACUGUGCCGAGAAGGAAAUCGCUCUGAAACAGGAGUGGGUGCUGUACACGACAGUUGCAUGCAACAAACUUGCGACUGGUCAGGAUUCGCUGCCUUGUCUGGACACGAGUGCGCUCCUCGUCGUCAACUAAGGGGUUGGGGGUCUUUGUUUCAUGCCCUAAAAAACACCAUCUGCGCUUUCUAGUCUAACAAGAGUGUUCAGCCACAAAUGAGGCAUCGCACACAGACACACACACACACACACACCUUUUGCAUGUGCCUGCACCCACGCAUGCUACACAUACCACACACACGCACAUAUGCAUGAACCAAAACUGACCAAGUACCUGAGAGAUUGGCACCCGGGCAGUGUUCGGCAAGCGUUCCGGUGAAAUGAAGCCUGUUGUAUUGUUGUCUGUUUUUAUAUGUCCUGCUGCUACUCGCUGUUGUGAAGGGGAGGCAAUCUUGUCGUGUGAGUUUUGGGGUGGGGUAAGGGGUGGGGAUCACAAGUACGUCGUGUUUGGGGGUGCCGAAGAGCCAAAAUCAUGCCUUGUUCUGUAAUACUCCUCUUCUGAUGAAGCUGUUUGUUCACUCGAUGUGUCUGGUGGUGUUAGGAGAGAUGUUCUCAGGGUCAUAACAAUUUGCUUGUUUCUCGCGCACUCCACAGGAGUCGUGCGAAGCAGAGGCAUUUUUUUUUUAACUUGUCACGUACGACGACGACGAUGCCCACUUUGUUGUACAUAGGAGGAUUGGUAUAUAUUUAUUGUUGCCACACACGUAUACUGUGUUUUUAUCUUCUUUCUUUUCUCUUAACAUUUCUUUCAGAAACACACAAACAAUAGCUUUGCCUUGUUUAAGGACAUUUUCUUCACUCGAACAACUCAUUCCUAUGAAUACUUUUUUUUGUUGCUCGUGCUUUUUACAUUUGCUCCACCCCUUCCUUCAUGAAAAAAAAAAUAGUUAUUUUUUACCAUACUCGUGUUUUUGCAUACUUGUUUCGUAAGAAAAAAAAUGAGAUAUAUUGUAUACUUGAAGUUAUAUAUAUAUAUAUUAUAUACAUGCUAUAUUAUACACACACGUUUUACCACAAUCGUGUUUGAUACCAUGGUAUAGAUUUACAUGAAAAUGAUGUGCAUUUUUGGAGUGUGUGUGUAUGUACACAUAUAUUUUUUGUAUGGCAACAUCAGUCCCCAGCUGUGUGGGAAAGCUUUUUAACAAGUGUUGUACAAGGAGGCAUGUGGCGAAGCGCCGACAGAACAAAUAACAGGAAUAAAGCAUUCGCUCAACAGCAUCAUUAUCAA
Messenger RNA from Rhipicephalus microplus (southern cattle tick), 12288 nucleotides. RefSeq lists its product as uncharacterized. Gene Ontology annotation, cellular component: nucleus. The record is from RefSeq and is a predicted model, not a curated record. Gene Ontology annotation, biological process: regulation of transcription by RNA polymerase II. NCBI's taxonomy places the organism in Eukaryota, Metazoa, Arthropoda, Arachnida, Ixodida, Ixodidae. Gene Ontology annotation, molecular function: DNA-binding transcription factor activity, RNA polymerase II-specific; RNA polymerase II transcription regulatory region sequence-specific DNA binding.